Molecule: messenger RNA, 4020 nt
Organism: Gambusia affinis (western mosquitofish)
Lineage: Eukaryota; Metazoa; Chordata; Actinopteri; Cyprinodontiformes; Poeciliidae
Gene: ttyh3a
Product: tweety family member 3a
Exons: 14
Coding region: 760-2334 (524 amino acids)
Cellular component (GO): plasma membrane
Molecular function (GO): volume-sensitive chloride channel activity; intracellularly calcium-gated chloride channel activity
Source: RefSeq, a predicted model, not a curated record
GAUGAUGAUGCGGUUUUGUUGAGUUCUGGCCGGGGUUGGGUUGAACUGCCAGCUGGGGGACUGUCGUGAACAGUCGCAGCGUUGGCUCCAGCCUCCUGCGCUCAAUUCCUAGCUGGAUGAAGAAGUCGGUCUGAAUGGACAGUGAGAGGCAUCUGCGCUGGAAUAAGUGUGGAAAAGAUUACUUAAGAGACCGGAAAACCGACAAAUCUGGACGAAAAGAAGUGCCGACCAGAAUGCCAACUGGAACAAAAGAGGCUACUUCUUGUCUUCCGUCUAUUGGUGAACAGAACUAACUAGCAGCUAAAAGCUAGCUAACCUACAUUGCUGUCUUAACUAGCUCUGAAGACUCGGUUGCUUUUGUUUUUUCAAUAAAGGCAUAUUUUAAGUGAGCUUUAGCUCUUUGGAGUUUGGUGUUACAUUACAACAGGGUGCUAUAUUUAAUAGUUCAGUAUUAGCAACAGUUAAAUAGGUAGACUGGGGAGGUUAAUAGUUGGCUAGUUAUCAGUUUUAGUUAGCUCUUCGUGCUGGCGCUUGUUCAGCUGUUUCAUAUCUCACUAAUGAAGUUAUUUUAGUGUGCUUUUUUUCCUCAACAGCCACAGUGAGCUUUCGUUAGCACUUUUAUGCUACACAUCAACUGUUUUUGCGUUUCGUUUCUAUCUUGGACUCAAACUGGAUGAAGUGGAUUAUUUUUCUUGUUUACACCUGAAAGCAUCCCUUUUUUUUUUGCUUUUGCCUUAAUCUCUUUGACUCUUCAUCGCUAUGGCAGCCGUGGUCAGCUACUCGCCACCUUGGUGGGUGAACCUGCUGCACAGACUUCCCCACUUCAACUUAAAGUUUCAGCAAACAAGCAGUGAUUUCCAGCCAGAAGACUGGACAUAUCAACAGUCCAUCUUGUUGCUGGGGGGUUUGGCCCUUGCCUGUUUGAUUCUGGACCUCCUGUUUCUCCUCUUCUACUCCAUUUGGCUUUGCUGUCGGCGCAGCAAAACCUCUGAACAACCCAACGCCGACUGCUGCUGCACGGCCUGGUGCGUCAUCAUUGCAACACUCGUGUGCAGUGCUGGCAUAGCUGUUGGUUUCUAUGGGAAUGGCGAGACUUGCGAUGGAGUGAAUCGACUGACGUAUUCCCUCCGCCAUGCUAACCGCACAAUCACUGGAGUCCAAAAGCUGGUAUAUGAUAGUACGUCGUCGUUGAACCAGACAGUGGACAAAAAUCUGCAACAGCUUGAGGGCCAGUAUGCUCAGCAUGCAGACUACCUCUCUAUCAUCCAAAAGCUGCAGGGCCAACUGGAUGAGCUGGUCAGGCAGAUGGUAGAGGUUCCUUUCUGGGACAACAACCUAAUUUCUCUGGAAGAUUUGUCCACCAGCAUCGAACUGUAUGACUGGUAUAGGUGGUUGGGAUACAUCACGUUGCUACUCUUUGAUGUUCUCAUCUGCCUUCUCGUUCUGUUGGGUCUCAUUCGCAACUCAAAGGGAAUACUUGUAGUGGUGUGGUUGUUUGGUGUCGUAGCUCUUAUUAUCAGCUGGGUCUCCCUGGGGCUGGAACUGGCCGUUUCUGCAAGCUCGAGUGACUUCUGCUUUGCUCCUGAUACAUAUGUUACCACAGUAGUGGACCAAUAUGGGGUCAUUGAUAAAGAGAUCCUCCAGUACUACCUUAGCUGCAGUCCGGAGCAAACCAACCCCUUCCAGCAGAGGCUUUCAGGGAGCCAUAAAGCAUUAGUGGAGAUGCAGGACGACGUGUCUGAGCUGCUGCGCUCUGCCACCAGAGAAUACAAACAGACCAGGGGAAGUUUGGAAGAGAUUCAGGGGGUUCUGAACACCACUGAGAUCAGCCUUCAUCAGCUCACAGCGCUGGUGGACUGUCGCAGCCUGCACAUGGACUAUGUUCAGGGCAUGACAGGACUGUGCUACGACGGACUGGAAGGCCUCAUCUACCUCUUGCUCUUCUCCUUCGUGACUGCGCUCAUGUUCAGCUCCAUCGUCUGCAGCGUGCCUCACACCUGGCGCGGCAAGCGGAGCGAUGAGGACAGUGUAGAUGAGUCUCUGAGCCCCGGCGGGCGGCAGACCCAUGACAGCCUGUACCGGGUCCACAUGCCCAGCCUGUACAGCUGUGGCAGCAGCUAUGGGAGUGAGACGUCAAUUCCUGCCACGGCCCACACCGUCAGCAACGCUCCGGUCACAGAGUACAUGGCUCAGAACUCCAACUUCCAGAAUUCUCGCUGUGAAAACACGCCGCUGAUCGGACGCGAGUCUCCUCCUCCCUCUUACACCUCAAGCAUGCGGGCAAAGUACUUGGCCAACAGUCGACCCGAUCCCAACAACCCUCCUGCUCAUUAAGUCUCUCCACUCUCCACCAGUCUGCAACGCUGCACAUCUCUGAAGCCUCUCCUCAACUGAUCAGUCCCAUUUCUUCUGCUUCCUGCUUGUUUUCUCUGUAUCAGUUUAUUUGAACCAAACAUGCUUUCUCCUGCUUGGCUGAAGCAGAACCAGAGGACAUGCAUCAGAUUGCAAACUGUGAGUCAGAAGUACAGAUACACACUCCAUUGUUUAUCUUUGCACGGAUCACUAAGGGUGCUGCAACUGAACUCCUGAGCUGAUCCAAUGGACUUGAAUGAUUUUUAGCUAUAAUUCAUGGUGAUAUCAAACAUGGCGGUUUAAGUACUGUAACAUACUCUGUGUUUACUCUGGAAUCUGUAGAUAUGAUCUUUCACACUCAGCUGAGAUCUACUUGUUCCAUUGAUUAGAUUAACUUUAGCUUGUUAAGACUCUACUGUUUUUGGAGCUUGAAUCGUACUGUACUUGUGGCACAUCCAGCACACACUAACACACUUGGCUUAUAGUGACAUUCUGUCUUAAAUCUGUUGUCUGGGACCAGUUUUUCUGUGGUAUUGCAUGUUUGACCACAGUCUUGUUUCUUUCUUCUUAUUAGUUGAUUUUUUUUUUAAAUAUACAUACAUAUAUUACAAUGUGCCCCGUUUCACAGCAGUUGCUGCUCACUUGUGAAUCUCUGACCUGACGCGUGUUUUAUUUGGUUGAAUGAAACAACAAGUUGUAAAUUAAUUUUCCAGCAGAUGACUAUGAAAAAGACACAGUUAUCCUUGAAGUUGCCCUUAAACUUCAAGGGUUUAAGGAUAAGUGGGAGUUCCCUGUAUCUUAACUGCCUGUAAUGCUCUCUGUGGUUCAAACUGUUCACACAAAAAAGGAAUGCAGCAGUAAUCAUCCCAGUAGGAGUUUCGACUUGAUAAAAAUGGCUUUUUCUCCAGAGGCUUUUCUGGAGGAAAUGUAAUGCAUUUGCAAUGCCGUGCCUCAAAUGUGUUUUAGCAUUUAUAUAAUACUCAGAGAAAGUAGUGGGUGCUGUGAAAGGAUUGUGAAAUCUUCAACUUUCUGUGAAAAAAUAAAUAAAAAAUUGAAAUUCUUUUUAUGAAAAUAAUCUGUUGCAGCAUGACGAACCUUCAAAUGUGGAGUGAGUUGUUUUGUAUUUCAGCUGCCUCUGCUUGCUUCUUAAGAUGUGAUCUGUGUAAGAAGUGAUGUUGAGACUGUGCCAACAACUUAAGCACAAAUCUUUUAGUAUCUUAGUAACUUUUUAGAUUUUUUUUUUGUUUGUUUUUUUUUUCCAACCAACAGCUCCCGAGUGGCUGUAAAACAAGAAAUGAGCCUGAGUUUUUCAAAAUAUUCUUUUUCUUUGAUAAUUCACUGAUGCAGUCUGGGUUUUUGUUUUCUUUUUUGUAGUAGUAGUAUUGAUCAUUUUAUAAUGUACAGGUAAAGAUGAUUACAAAACAUUUCCGACUCUGAAAUCUUUAUUUUUUUCCUUUCUUUAGAAGGCCUGUGAUUCAUUUUAAGGCAUUUCUUCAUUUUACUUUUUAAAAAAAUAUGUAAAUAUGAAUAGAUUUGUCUUUUUUUUCUUCUUCUUUUGUGUAAUAGACUUGUUUUUUUAUACAUCAUUUUGUAAUGUGUUCUUGUAAAGGUUGUGGUCAUGUUGAAGCUUGAAUGCUGUGUUUUGAAAUUAAAGGAACUUUAACUGAA